UGGGUUUUACACACCACCAAGGUAGAGAGAGAAAUAUGGGAGAAAUUCUACACAAGAAUACCACCGGGAAAAUCCAAGGGGUCUUGGUGAGUGUGGGUGAGUGUAGGGAGUAACUGGUUUUAGUUACUCGGAAAAUACAUCCGGGUAUAGGGUGUGAAAAGUCUGUUUAUAAGUGUCUGGUAUUUAGCACUUGUAAACAGGGGAGAGUUUUUUGUAUAUUGUCCUGAAAUAGUGGAAAUAUAAUUUUUUUCUCUCAUAUAUUCUUCUUGUGUUUGUUCUCUCAAUUUUCUGGUGUUCUCAAUAUUUUUCGGUAUCUUACGCGCUUAAAAUCCCAACACGGAGGGAGUAUGACUUUCUCAUUCUUCGGUCACGCAGCCCAUUUUUUAGAAAAGAGAGAUCAUGUUCAACUCACUACAAAACCGAGUCGAUCCCCGAGUUUUACGGCGGUAUACGAUGGGUAUAUGCACCUCGUGUGAGUCCGCCUCGGUGGCGACGGCGAAGUUGAUACUUGAAGACGGAAGGUUGCAGGAGUUCUCCUGCCCCGUCAAGGCCUCCUACGUCCUACAGAGGGACCCCACCGUCUUCAUCUGCAACUCCGACGAAAUGGACUUCGGCGACGUCGUUUCCGCCCUCGCCGGAGACGAGGAGCUCCAGCCCGGACAGCUCUACUUCGCUCUCCCGCUCUGCCGCCUAAAGCGCCGCCUCCAGGCCGAGGAAAUGGCCGCAUUGGCCGUCAAAGCUAGCUCCGCCUUGACCAAGAGCUUGGGUAGUGGCUGCGAGAAGAAAUGCGGGUGUCGCCGGAAAGGCGUAUUAGAUUUCCCCGUCGAGAAGGAAUCCAAGUCGGCGGCGGCGGAUAGGUCAGUCAUCGCUGGAGGGUUGACCAACGGUGGAAGAAGUAACGGUAACGGAGGUGGCAGGAGGAGGUCAGGGAAGUUCGCGGCGAACUUGAGGGCAAUUCCGGAAUAAGAAAAGAUCACGACGGUGGGUCGUGGUCACUUUGUACUGUAAAUAUUCGGAGUUUUUAGAUAUAGCUUCCGAAUUAAAUCCGAGGGUAAAUGGGUAAUAUUUUUUUCUAGCUGGACGGACGGACGGGGAAACGGCCGUUUCCACUUCAAUUCCGUCACUUAUUUUAUUCGUGUUUUUUUUUCUCUCUCUCUUGGGGGAUUCAUUAUUGGUGCCAGCCGGUGAAUGGGGGGUUUGUGUCAUCCAGUUUUGCCUCAACAUUUGUUGUUUGCCUAUGAAUUCCAAUUCCAAAAAAAAAAAACAGAGAGUAUUUCU
Messenger RNA from Cuscuta campestris, 1278 nucleotides. Lineage: Eukaryota; Viridiplantae; Streptophyta; Magnoliopsida; Solanales; Convolvulaceae. The record is from the annotation of a GenBank genome assembly.